Molecule: messenger RNA, 3315 nt
Organism: Linum trigynum
Lineage: Eukaryota; Viridiplantae; Streptophyta; Magnoliopsida; Malpighiales; Linaceae
Source: the annotation of a GenBank genome assembly
AUUCAUAUCACUCACUCUUCCUCCUAAGCAUCUGGAAGAGAAAUGAAUGGAAAGAAGGGAAGUUGUCAUCAUCAUGUUGAGAUCAACAUACCACCAUUAACAUCCAUGCCUAAGGCGCCUACCAAAUCCAAGAGUGGAGCAUUGUCAUCCUCAUCCACAGCCUCGUCGUCAUCGUGCCAAGCUUGGACCAGGAGGUUGUGGGAAUUUGUGAGAGAAGACAGCAACAGAGUCACAUUCGCAUUCAAAGUUGGACUAGCUGUUCUACUUGUGUCAUUGCUCAUUUUAGUCAGAGCACCUUAUGACAUCUUUGGCACCAACAUCAUCUGGUCCAUCCUCACUGUUGCUAUCAUGUUUGAAUACACUGUUGGUGCAACGUUCAAUCGAGGAUUCAAUCGCGCACUUGGAAGCUUGCUAGCUGGUGUACUGGCCAUUGGUGUUGGUCAGCUAGCUCUAUACUCGGGGAGGGUUGCAGAACCCAUCAUAAUUGGCAUAACCAUCUUCUUAGUUGGUGCUAUUACAUCAUUCAUGAAGCAAUGGCCAUCACUAGUGCCAUAUGAGUAUGGAUUCCGGGUCAUUCUUUUCACCUACUGCUUGAUCAUUGUCUCCGGAUACCGGAUGGGGAACCCAAUUCGAACUGCCAUGGACCGGCUUUACUCGAUCGCCAUUGGAGGGUUCGUAGCGGUUCUUGUGAAUGUUCUAGUUUUCCCCAUCUGGGCAGGGGAGCAACUCCACAAGGAGCUUGUUGCUAGCUUCAAUGCAGUUGCAGAAGCUCUUGAAGAAUGUGUUAAGAAAUACUUGGAAGAUGAGAGGCUAGCUCAUCCAGAGUUCACCAAGACAGUGAUGGAUGAGUUCUCGAACGAGCCGGCGUACACGAAAUGUAGAAGCACAGUCAAUUCCUCUGCAAAACUUGAAUCCUUGGCGAAUUCGGCGAAAUGGGAGCCGCCCCAUGGCAGGUUUAGGCACUUCUUCUAUCCAUGGUCAGAGUAUGUGAAAGUUGGAGCAGUCCUGAGAUACUGUGCUUAUGAAGUCAUGGCACUUCAUGGUGUUCUUCACUCUGAAAUUCAGGCACCAUAUAAUGUGAGGAUCACAUUCAAGUCAGAGAUUGAAGACGCAGUGACGAAAGCCACGGAGGUGAUUCGGGACUUGGGGAAGGAGAUCAGCAACAUGAAGAGAAUUGGCGACACCAUCAGAAGUUCGUUGCUAAAAGGGGUCCAUAAUUCGGCCGAGCGGCUUCAACGCGCCGUCGUUGCUAAAGCAUUACCGCCGACAAAUGGCGACGAAAAUGAUGAUAAAAUGUCGUCGCAGUUGAUUAUAGGGAACUUUGAACAACGGAAGGCGGCGCUUUCGGUGGCGACUUUCACUUCGUUGCUAAUUGAGUUCAUGGCGAGGUUGGAUCACCUGGUGGAAGCCGUCGAUGGGCUUGCCGACUUGGCCAAAUUCAACUGUGAAGAGGUUUUAUAAGAAGAAACACGAUUAUGGACUUGGGCCUGCUAGUACUUUCCUUUGCUAAUCAUUUGGGCCACAAAUAUGGACUUGGGGCAUCUUUUAGCUUAGCCCGGGUGCUACGUUUCUCUUUUUUUCUUCUUCUUUUUUUCUCUUAGAAUUUUGAAUUUACGAAGAUGGUAAGUUUAUUAGAAGGUAAUAUGAUCGGGAGAAAAAAAUUAGAAUAGAAGGUAAUAUUGAUAAGAUUUGGUCCAUACAGAAACGAAUUAAAUCGGAUGAAAUAUAAUUUUCUCUCUUAUGGAGGGUUGCAAAGUCCAUAAAAUAUUUGGCAUAACUAUCUUUUUAGUUGGUACCAUCUCUUCCCUAACCUAACAAUUUCAUCACUCAAAUUACAUAAAUUUUUCACAUUUCCCAAUCGAAUUAAUUUUUUUUUCUUAUUCGUCAUUAAUUGUAAAAAUAGUUACACCAUUAAUCAUUUGUUGUCAAUUUUCCUCAAACUCCAUUAACGUUGUUAGUUUUUUAAUAACGUGUCAAACGUAACCAGUGACUAGGUUGAGAAAGAUAGAAAAGCCAAAUUUUGGGUUAAUCUAGUGACUAGGUUGAGAAAGAUAGAAAAGCCAAAUUUUGGGUUAACCAUUGCCUUCUAUUAGUUAAAAAAAAAAUAUCUUCCUUCCAUCACCCCCUUAUUAAAAUGCUAACCUUUUACAUUUUAUGGGGUAUUAUUACACCAUCAUAUACAUUAGAUGUCCCCAUGUCCCCCUCGCGUGGCGACAUGAGGACGUAAAAAGGAAAGAGAGAGAUGAGGUUUCUCUCGCUUUUGGCAUAGCGGGCCCUCAGCGGGGCCCCGCACGACGGGUUAUUAGCUCAGUGGUAGAGCGCGCCCCUGAUAAUUGCGUCGUUGUGCCUGGGCUGUAAGGGCUCUCAUCCACAUGGAUAGUUCAAUGUGCUCAUCAACGCCUGACCCGGGGAUGUGGAUCAUCCAAGGCACAUUAGCAUGGCGUACUUCUCCUGUUCGAACCGUGGUUUGAAACCAAACUUCUACUCAUGAGGAUAGUUAGUAUAUGAUUUAUUCUAAGCUGCCACUGGUAUGAGAAUGAUGCAUAAUUUUUUUCAUAUCAGAGGAGUAGCAGCUAAUUUACCUCAUGGUUGGAUAGAUAAAUGUUUGGAUUUCUGCGAUUAUUUUUUAACAAGAGUUACUGAAUAUCAAAAACUCAUUACGCGAAAUCCUAUUUUUUUAGAACGAGUUGAAGGGGUAGGGAUUGUUGGCGCGGAAGAAGCAAUAAAUUGGGGUUUAUCAGGACCAAUGCUACGAGCUUCCGGAGUACAAUGGGAUCUUCGUAAAGUUGAUCAUUAUGAGUCUUACGACGAAUUUGAUUGGGAAGUUCCGUGGCAAAAAGAAGGAGAUUCAUUAGCUCGUUAUUUAGUCCGAAUUGGUGAAAUGACGGAAUCCGUAAAAAUUAUUCAACAGGCAUUGGAAAGAAUUCCUGAGAAUUUCUUUUAAUUACCUCUCAUGAGAAAAAGAUCCCACAAAAAAGGAAUUGUACAGUACGAAAUAACAUAAAAAUAGACUCAACUCAUAAACAUAAAAAUAUAGAGACUAGAGCUACUAUGAAUUCUGCAAUAUUGUCUUCAUUAAUUACACCGGAUUCUUUCAUUUCCAUGUAAAGAUCAUUUCCUUCACGAGUACGUUCGCCUACUCUGCCAAAGACGGAUACACCCCAUGAGCUUUCGCAAUGUUGAUUAUUAAUUCCAUAAUUAGUACUGUUUUACAUACCCCAGCUCCCCCGAACAAUCCGAUUUUUCCACCACGACCAAAAAAUUAUUCUGAAGGUCUACAAGAAGAUCAAAAAAUAAGAAACUGUAUCAAGAAUU